AUGUCGACCCCUCAAACACCCAGCGCGCCCAUUCGCGGUCCCGAGUUCUGGCGCCGCACCUUCUGCUAUGUGACCGGUCUCGGACUGUCACCUGAGGACCGCGCAGCCUACGAGGCCGACAAUGAGCUCCGCAAAGAGCAGGAUGAGUGCCGGAGGUGUGAGAAGAACCGGGAUUACCUCCUUCGAUACAGUCCAAUUGUGAGGUUCAUGCUCAAGAGCGUACAGCAGGUGGGCGGCGACUUGUCGGCGGAGAAUAUCAAGUGUCUUCCGUGCGAUGGGGCGCUGCGCACAGGCGGAUUCUCACCGCAGUAUGGGAUUAUGCUGUGCCAGAAUAGACUGGACAGAGGGAGAAUGGAGGAUACGCUGGCGCACGAGAUGGUGCAUGCGUAUGAUCAUCUCAGGUUUAAUGUCAAUUGGGAUGAUUUAAAGCAUCAUGCUUGCUCAGAGAUUAGGGCAUCAAGCUUGAGUGGUGAGUGUAGAUGGACUAGAGAGGCGUUUACAAGAGGAGUAUGGGAUUUUACGCAGCAACAUCAAGCUUGUGUGAGAAGGAGAGCUACGAUAUCGGUCUCCCUUCAUCCAAAGUGUAAGGAUGAUGCAGAGGCGGCCAAGAUUGUCGACAUGGUAUUUGACUCAUGCUUCGCCGACACAAGACCAUUUUCGGAUAUCUAUCGAUAG
Morchella importuna is the source of this 675-nucleotide messenger RNA. RefSeq lists its product as uncharacterized. Lineage: Eukaryota; Fungi; Ascomycota; Pezizomycetes; Pezizales; Morchellaceae. The transcript has 3 exons. Gene Ontology annotation, molecular function: metalloendopeptidase activity. The record is from RefSeq and is a predicted model, not a curated record. Gene Ontology annotation, biological process: mitochondrial protein processing; mitochondrial proton-transporting ATP synthase complex assembly. The coding region runs from base 1 to 675 and encodes 224 amino acids. Gene Ontology annotation, cellular component: extrinsic component of mitochondrial inner membrane.